AUGUCUUCGGAACAAAGAUGCUCCCAUCCUUCUAUGUGUUACAACUCCUCUCCUCAUGCUGCUGAAGUAGGCUAUAAACAACCGAGUCUGAAGCAAAGGAUUUCGGCCACGAGACCACCAGGAUCCCCAGGCCCAUAUGGCCGUACUACUGGUCCGUCCAUAUUUCAAGCUCCGCUGGUCUUGCCUGGUGAUGACCUGGCACUGGACCCCGGGUACCCACCGCAAUCUUUUCGGGAGUGGUUGGUCGAGGAGGAUCGCAACGAAGUCACUUCGGACAGAAAGACAGUUUAUGUUGUUGCGCCACCUGAAUAUGACGAAGAUGCCUAUUUCGCACAGGCAUGGACCUCUCCUGGAGUGGGUAAGACCCAGCAUCAGCUAGUAGCGCCUAAUCCAGAAGAUAUCGUCGGUUACCUGGCGGCAUUUUACCAUGGAGUGCCCGUUAAGCUUCUUCGAGUUUCGGCCUUUCGAUUCGUUCCUUGGGAUGAUCAAAGAUCCAAGACCUCAACCCGCUUCAUUGGUUUAGCUGUUUCAGACGAGUGCAUUGGCAUUCGGACGCGUGCAUGCCCCGACAAAGUUUACCCUCGUCAAUUGAACCUCGAUGAUCUCCUAGAAGUUGCGAUAAGCAUACUUCCUAAUGAUGCGUAUGCCUUGUGUCUUUUGGUGAACCAUGAUCUCUAUGAGGACGCUGAUGAUACGUUCGUCUGCGGACGUGCAUACGGUGGAAGUCGCGUCGCAGUGGUCUCCAGCGCCAGGUAUUGUCCGACCCUGGACGAAGUUCAGUCACUCCUCCUACGUGGCGAGUACCAAGAGGCGGAAGACCGCCAGCGAAUCGUCAUCCUUGGCUACUGCGCCAUUAACAGCCGCGUUAUCUGCAUUGUCUUCCCUCCCAAAUAUUGA
Messenger RNA from Aspergillus novofumigatus IBT 16806, 897 nucleotides. RefSeq lists its product as uncharacterized. Gene Ontology annotation, molecular function: metallopeptidase activity. The record is from RefSeq and is a predicted model, not a curated record. Gene Ontology annotation, biological process: proteolysis. Lineage: Eukaryota; Fungi; Ascomycota; Eurotiomycetes; Eurotiales; Aspergillaceae. Bases 1 to 897 code for a protein of 298 amino acids. The transcript has 2 exons.